GGCUAUAAACUAAAUCCCGCCCCCUGCUCCGUCACUGCCUGCCUGACACACGCCCCUCUCCUCUCUCUCUCCUCGGCAUAGGUGAGAGAGGCACACCGCAAUAUAAAAUCUGAAGGGGCUUGGAGAGAAGGGACCGCUCAAAAUCACAUAUUUUCACCUCACAGCAAGUGGGAAGAAAGGGAAAUCAGAUACAUGUGAUCAAAUCACCGGCGGGAUCGGGAUAGAGAUUUAAGGUUAUAAAGAUCGGGUUGAAAUGAACGAAGGAUGGACUCUCCAUUGCUUCCAUCGCUAGAGCCCAUUCUAGAACAGCGAGUGCGUGCAGCAAAGAAAAUUGGAUGCUGAGCUUAGUCGCGCGCGGUGACACUGAUUAUAUCAACAAAACGAGGAAAGCAGAAUAAUUGCGCUGUUUUAGAAGGCUGCAUCGGGAACAAAUUAAAUAAAUAGCAGCCUAUGUGAAAGAUAUAAUCAACAACAAUGGAGUUUGAGACUUGAGCUUGCUGCAUUUGCUAAGGUCUUGCUUCGUCACUGGCCCUGACUGAUCAACAGUCCCGGGGUUCUUUCUGUUCCCCUUACCACAGCUCCCCAUGGCCUGUAUCACAGAGUCCCGCGCCCCGUCCCCUUCUCUCUCCGGGUUCAACACCCCCCUCUCAGAACACACCCCUACCUUCAGGGGCCGGCUGGACGAUACCCCCGCCUGCACCCCUGAGAUGGAUCUGACCCCCACCCAGUGUGUCCUACGGAACGUACUAUCUAUAGACACCGGGGGUGCCCCGGAGCCCGACGGCGGGGGAGGUGGAGGUCAUAUCGGUGAACAUACCUGUGGGGGCCACAGCCCCACGCCUAGCGAGGAGCAGCAGGAGCACUUUGCCAACAGUGUGCUGAAGCUCCAUGAGAACGGGGAGGGAGGGGGUAGGAUGGAGGGAGAGGGUCAGGAUGCGGAGGGGGGAGCGGUGCGGAGCCAGGCUGAGGAUGUGAGGCUGCUGUCGGGAGGAAGUGGAGGGUUUCUGGAGGGACUGUUUGGCUGUCUGAAGCCGGUAUGGACCAUGAUCGGCAAGGCCUACUCCACCGAACACAAACACAACCUGGAAGGUAAGAAUCAUUUAGUCACAACAAGAGAGAGAGAAAGAGAUAGAGAGAGAGAGAGAGAGAGAGAGAGAGAGAGAGAGAGAGAGAGAGAGAGAGAGAGAGAGAGAGAGAGAGAGAGAGAGAGAGAGAGAGAGAGAGGGGGGGAGAGAGAUUGUGUAAUACUAACUGUGUUACUAAUCAUCUCUUCCUUCUCUCCUCUCUCUUUCCUCUCUUCCCUCUCUCCUCUCCUCCUUCUCUCCUCUCUCUUUCCUCUCCUCCCUCUCUCCUCUCCCCCUUCUCUCCUCUCUCUUUCCUCUCUUCCCUCUCUCCUCUCCUCCUUCUCUCCUCUCUCUUUCCUCUCCUCCCUCUCUCCUCUCCCCCUUCUCUCCUCUCUCUUCCCUCUCCACCCUCUCUCCUCUUCUCCAUUCAGGGGUAUCUGCACCCAGGCCCCGUGUUAUUGUAUCCUAAUGGAGUACUGUGCCCAGGGCCAGCUGUACGAGGUGCUGAGGGCGGGUAGGAAGAUCACCCCCUCCCUGCUCAUCGACUGGGCCAUGGGCAUGGCUGGAGGCAUGAACUACCUCCACCUACACAAGAUCAUCCACAGAGACCUCAAGUCGCCCAAUAUGUUGAUCACCUAUGAUGACGCGGUGAAAAUCUCUGACUUCGGGACGUCUAAGGAGAUGAGUGAUAAGAGCACCAAGAUGUCGUUCGCCGGUACGGUGGCCUGGAUGGCCCCAGAGGUGAUCAGGAACGAACCUGUGUCAGAGAAGGUCGACAUCUGGUCGUUUGGUGUGGUGCUAUGGGAGAUGUUGACCGGAGAGGUACCGUAUAAAGACGUGGACUCUUCAGCCAUCAUCUGGGGGGUGGGAAACAAUAGCCUGAACCUACCUGUCCCAGAGAGCUGCCCAGACGGCUUCAAAAUACUGCUGAGACAGUGCUGGAGCAGUAAGCCCAGGAACAGACCUUCAUUCAGACAGAUCCUACUGCACCUGGACAUCGCCUCCGCUGACCUGCUGUCUACCCCACAGGAGACAUACUUCAAAUCUCAGGCAGAGUGGCGUGAGGAGGUGAAGCAACACUUUGAGAAGAUCAAGUCAGAGGGGACGUGUAUACACAGACUGGACGAGGAGAUGAUUAUACGACGCAAAGAGGAGCUCAGACAUGCCCUGGAUAUACGCGAGCACUAUGAGAGGAAGCUGGAGAGAGCCAACAACCUCUACAUGGAGCUCAACGCUGUUAUGCUACAGCUGGAGCUCAAGGAGAAGGAGCUACUCAAGAGGGAGCAGUCACUGGAUAAGAAGUACCCAGGAUGCAUCAAACACCACGGCUCCAGACAAGAACGCUCAUCCAACUCCAUGGAGAAGCUCAUCAAGAAACGCAACGUACCUCAGAAACUUCCCGCGCACAGCAAGAGUAGACCAGACCUGUUGAAGUCAGAGGUGAUCCUUCCCAAGCUGGACUCCUCCAUGACCCAGGUGACCAUCCCCUCCUGCCCCCAGAAGGGAUCCACGUCCCCGGGGAGGUCGCGUCGGGCCAAGCCCCGCUACAGGAAGACGGGGAAGGGCAGCAGCGGAGACCUAGCUGGGCUGAAGGCUGCGUUAUCGUCCACACUGGGUCUGGCUAAUACUACGUCUCUGACCACCUCCAACACCACCUCCACACCCAGCAGCAAGCAGCAUCUGGACCCCAGCGCAGCUCUGAGAGGUCUUCAGCAUGAUCUGCUGCUGAAGAAGAUGUCUUCAUCCAGCCCAGACCUCAUCUCUACCACCAUGGAGGCUGAGGGCCGCCGUAGGGGACUGGAGAGACCUGGUCUGGAGAGAGGGGGUAGCCAGAGCGCCUCCGCAGGCCUGGGAGGAGGUGGAGGAGGAGGUGGUGGUGGUGGAGGGACGGAGGAUGGAGGGGUGGGGACAGACGACCAGACAGAGACCCCACCGCGUAGCAACACCCCCAGCGAGGACGCGGCCUCCAUACCGUUCUCCAGCAGCCCAGACUCCCCCUGUGGGAGGGGGGCAGCGGCAGGGAGGGGGUCGGUGCUGGGAGGCCCAGGAAGGUUACUUCAGGACGGGGAGGACAAGGAGGAGGGCACAGGGAUCAUCAGGUCACCCAGGAGCCAACACCUCACACCCGCAGCACUGCUCUACCGAAAACAAGUCACACGCAAACAGAGACGUGGUGUGUCCUCAGAGGAAGAGGAGGGAGAGGUGGACAGUGAGGUGGAGUUACCACGGAGACGUCGACCGGUAAGCAUAACCAAGUGCCAGUCCCUGUCCACCUUCAGCUCUGAGAACCUGUCUGCCGUGUCCGUGUCGGACGGAGAGGAGGGCAACACCAGCGACCACUCCCACAGCGGCACGCCGGACGUGGUCAGCACCAACACGGACGAGCGGCUGGACGACAAGAGUGACGACCUUCUGUCCCAGGGGUCGGAGAUCCCCGCCGACCCCGCCCUCGACCCGGCCGACGGUUUAUCAGAGAAGGAGGCCGCCAUACGCCAGGUCAAGACCCAGCUCAACACGGGGCAGAACUACGAGGGCCUGUAUGAUGACUCUGACUGUGACAGUGCAGAGCUGGACCACUCAGGCUGCACAGAGCCCCAGCACCAUAGGCCCCCCAGCACCAACUGGUGAGGAGACCAGACGCAGAUCUUAGCCCCACUCCCUAGUCCUACUCCCCCAGUCCUACUCCCCCAGUCCCACUCCCCAAUCCCACUCCCCAGUCCUACUCCCCCAG
This is a messenger RNA of Salvelinus fontinalis (brook trout), 3795 nucleotides long. Its product is annotated as mitogen-activated protein kinase kinase kinase 12-like. Gene Ontology annotation, biological process: protein autophosphorylation. Gene Ontology annotation, molecular function: ATP binding; JUN kinase kinase kinase activity. The transcript is spliced from 16 exons. NCBI's taxonomy places the organism in Eukaryota, Metazoa, Chordata, Actinopteri, Salmoniformes, Salmonidae. The record is from RefSeq and is a predicted model, not a curated record. Bases 585 to 3692 code for a protein of 1035 amino acids.